Messenger RNA from Mustela erminea (ermine), 917 nucleotides. It is a transcript of the gene MYMK, whose product is annotated as myomaker, myoblast fusion factor. Lineage: Eukaryota; Metazoa; Chordata; Mammalia; Carnivora; Mustelidae. The transcript is spliced from 5 exons. The record is from RefSeq and is a predicted model, not a curated record. Gene Ontology annotation, cellular component: plasma membrane. The coding region runs from base 125 to 898 and encodes 257 amino acids.
CCUCCAGGGCGUUCGAACCACAGCUGCCUUCCGAGCCCCCGUUCAAGGGAGCAGGACUCGUCCCUUUUGGUUUCCUCCGCCCUGGGGACCCGGGAGGCCUGCGCCCUCCCCUCCACCCCGGCCCAUGGGGACGCUCGCGGCGAAGCUUCUCCUGCCGACCCUCAGCAGCCUGGCCUUCCUCCCCACCGUCAGCAUCGCUGCCAAGCGGCGGUUCCACAUGGAGGCCAUGGUCUACCUCUUCACCAUGUUCUUUGUAGCGCAGCUGCACCACGCCUGCGACGGGCCCGGCCUGUCGGUGGUCUGCUUCAUGCGCCACGACGUCCUGGAGUACUUCAGCGUCUACGGGACCGCGCUGAGCAUGUGGGUCUCGCUGAUGGCGCUGGCCGACUUUGACGAACCCAAGAGGUCGACCUUCGUGAUGUUUGGCGUCCUGACCAUCGCGGUGCGGAUCCACCAUGACCGCUGGGGCUACGGGGUGUACUCGGGCCCCAUCGGCACGGCUGUCCUCAUCAUCGCCACAAAGUGGCUGCAGCAGAUGAAGGAGAAGAAGGGUCUAUACCCCGACAAGAGUGUCUACACCCAGCAGAUAGGCCCCGGCCUCUGCUUCGGGGCGCUGGCCCUCAUGCUGCGCUUCUUCUUCGAGCUUCUACCACUGUGCCCUGGCCAUGUCCUUUGUCCUCCUGCUACCCAAGGUCAACAAGAAGGCCGGAAGCGCAGGGCCCCCCGCCAAGCUGGACUGCUCUACCCUUUGCUGCGCUUGUAUCUGACAUGGCCGCCCGCCCCCGUCCCCGUCCCCCGCACAAGCCCCUGCCCUCCCCCCAUCUCACACCCAGGAGCGCCCCGGAGAAACGUCUCCUCCGAGCCUGAGAGGUCCCCAGGGAUCUGGGGCCCACCCUGAGUGCUCCUGGAGACCCCAG